AUGAGUAAGAAAAGAUCUGCAUUGAAUAUACCAGCUGAGCCAGCUUCUGCCCUUCCCGAAGAAGACAAGGAAGCACCCUCAGUAGAUAAACGAGCCGCGACUUACAAAUUCGCCCGCAGAAAUCUAUCCGAAACCAUUAAUAAUAACCGUUCCAAAGUCGGUUCUAUGAUUCUUGAGUUUGAUGCCAUUGCUCAUAAGCUUGAAGACAAGACAGCAGAUGAGUCAGCUACUUGGUUAUUAUUAGACAAUAACACCUUACCACGUCAUUAUAAUAAUUCGAUCCAGCAACUCAAUACUCAUCAUCACCCCUCCGUCAGUCACUUGUUUCCUCAGACAAACAAUGCAGCUAAAACCGCGCCAGAUAACUCGUCCUCCUCUUUGGUUGCAAACAGCCUUGCGUAUCGUAGCUUAUCUAGAAAAGACGGAUCUCGCUUAGCUUCGUUGGUUCCCACAACUACGCCAGAAGAAAGCAUCAAGCGUGGUCGAGAUCGUAAUAGCCCAUAUUAUUACGUUGAAAGACUUCGAAGCAGAAAUACCACUGUUGAUGGGUUGACCAAGCAUUUGACCUCGCUAAGAAUUACAUUAGCCACAGGUAAUGUAUCAUGGAUUAACGAAUUCCUGUCCAGGCGUCACGGUGGUCUCACGGCGCUGGAAAACGUACUGGAAAAAUUUGUGACAAAAAAAUCAAAGUAUGUGUGUACGUUUGCUGCUAAAAUAUCAUGUAUUAAUUUUAAACAAAGGAAGAAAAACGGGAACAAAUUGAGUGAUAAUGAAGAGCAAUGCUUGUUUGAAUGUAUAAAAUGUAUACGUGUUCUACUGAAUACAAAAGUAAGUAGCAAUUCUUUAGCUUAA
Molecule: messenger RNA, 852 nt
Organism: Mucor mucedo
Lineage: Eukaryota; Fungi; Mucoromycota; Mucoromycetes; Mucorales; Mucoraceae
Product: diaphanous GTPase-binding domain-containing protein
Exons: 2
Coding region: 1-852 (283 amino acids)
Biological process (GO): actin cytoskeleton organization
Molecular function (GO): small GTPase binding; actin binding
Source: RefSeq, a predicted model, not a curated record